UCGUGGGACGCGGGUCUCUGAAGAUUCGUCGACGCGUUGUUUCGAACCCCCGUGUACGUGAGAGCGCAAACCUCCCGAUACCGCCGCGCCCGCAUACGUACGUGCGCGUUUGUGUGCCAGAUAGAGACACAUGCGGUUUAAACGUGAGAGAAAAAAAGCCGCUUAGAGAGGGGGCCGACGGAUAAAAGGACUCUGGAGUAGAGGAAACGAAAGGGUUGUUUCGCCAGUGGUGGGAGCAAUAAAGAAUAACGCCGGUCAAGUAUACCAGAGACGGUGAUUGGGUUGUGUUUAAACGCUAGUGUAUGCGCGUUCGUCUUGUUUACAAGCUAUUCUGCUCUCCGCAUUGUGUGUGUGUGCAUGUGCUACAAGCUGAGAAGAGCAUCGACGAUCGUCACCAAUCCAUCGCAUCGUUUUAUCCGAAACGUUACCCGAUCGUUCCAUUUACUUGACGAAUUUAUCAAUUAUUCAACGGAUCUUCGAGAAUAUCAUUUUUUUCAAAUACGUCAACGAGUUCAUCGCAAUUAAAACUACCGAAUUUUCAAAUACUUGUAACAAAACAAAAGCGCGAUGGGGGGUUGGCCGCGAUAAGCCCGGUGAACGAUGUACACGAAAGCGAAAUGCGCGAAAAUCAAAUGCUUUGUGUGACGUUCGGGAAAAACAAAUAUGGAUCGGAAGUGAUAAAUUGGAACGGCUGAUGAGAUUAUUCUAAUAGAAAAAUAAAAAAAAAAAAUAAAAAACAAACAGUUUGAAAGUUUUUGUGGAUACAGAAAAACUCAUAAAAAGACGAAAUUAUUGUCGUCAAUCAUGUGAUCCGUUAAGGUCGGUUAGCCGUCCAUUUUUUGUUUUUCUGUUUUCAUUAUUAUAAUUUGUUUUUUUCUGUUUUUUUUUUUUUUCGUUAUAGAAAAGACAUUAUUCAUUCCACGUUUGUCACAGCAUUCGUAAUAACGUUCACGUGUAACCGCGCUUUUCGAGUUGUGCACGAGUGUGUAGAUGUUUGUGCGCGGCCGCGUUUUCAACCUCGCAAUUUCUCUUUCGUUGAGAAGAAAUACGGUAGACAACACGAGUACGAUGACACCGAUCGCGCUCACGACAGGUUGCUUCAGUGUUGCAAAUAUGUACUGGUCCCGAAUUGAAACUUUUCGACCAACGUUCAAUGCCAUCAUAUGAUAAAUGUAGACGAAACGUUUAUUUUAUUUUCCAAUCCAUCCUUUGGUUAUUAAUCAAUUGAUAAUUUCAUUAUUCUUAACCUUGUUCUUCCGGAAAUAACGUGGUUAUACUCAGCGUGGUAUUCGUGGGACUGGAUGAUAAUUAUUGCGAAGGUCGUUGAAAGUUCAAGUUUUUGAACGUGUUCGCGACUGUGUCAGUCUUAGGCUCGUGCGCAGUGCCGACAGUUUGAAUGAGGAAAUAAUAAAUAAAUUUCGGAAGAGAACUCGAAAAAAACGAGCUUCUAUCAGUCCGCAUUUGAAUCUCGGAGCCAUCGAUCACGCGAGACUAUUCUUUUCGUUUUUUUUAUCUCUUUUUUAUUCGUAUUUCCGCUCAACUCUAUCUGAGUCGCGUGAUUGUGUGUAGUGAAUUCGGGUGCGUUCAAGCGAAAUUUACUGGGAGUUCGACGGAGUGGCAAGUGCCUUGUGCGCGAUUAACCGGUGUCGGCAAAAGAGACAGUCGAAAAACGAACGUUUGUACUUUUCCGGUUUAGAUCACGGUGCGAGUCAUCGUGAUCGAAGAAAUAACAAAAGGUGGAGCGGUGACCAGUCAUUAGACAAUAUGAGUGAAAUGACGAGUGUCGAGCAGCAGCAACAGCAGCAGCAGCAGCAAUACGUAAGUGGAAGCUCCAAUCACGAGCAUCACUGUAAGGAUUGCGGUUUGUUUUUUGAAAGCGAUAAGAGUCUCGAGGUCCAUCUUCGUUAUCAUCAAGAAAAUUUAUUGACCCAGUGGGCUAAUCAGGCUCAACAAGAAGAAAGCAACAACAACAAUAGCAAAGCUGGCAAUCAUAACAACAGCAGCGUGGGUGGUCAUGGAGUCGUGACGAAGAGAGAAAGCGUUAGUGCACCUGCUGAUUCGAGUGAGCCGUCGUCGAGACCACCGUCCGAAGGACCUGCGUCUUCGCAGCAACAACAAAAUUCGUUACAGAGAGGCCAACAGCAGGCUCCUUCGUCAGGAGUGCCGAACUACGGUGGUCACUUCCAAACUCCAAUGUUCAGCGACACGAGUUAUUUCGUGCAAAACGAUCCGGCUUACGUAUUACUCCAUCAUUAUUCGCCGAAUCACGAGGAUGCUUCGAACAACGGUAAUACGGCUAAUUAUACGAGAUAUCAUCCGUAUCAGCAUCAGCAACACUUUCCCGGUGAAUGUCCGAAUUCAGUGAGCUCGACGAGCCCACGAAGUCCGCCGUUACAGUGUGAUAAGUGCGGUAGUGUCUUCGAAGACGCUUUACAAUUAGGCGAGCAUGUAAGAGUGAAUCAUACCACGUCGCCGGGAACGUAUCCAGGAUCAACGCAGUAUCAGCAGCUGGGUGGUAGCCCGCAACAACAACAGCAGCAACAGCAACAACAACAGCAGCAGCAGCAGCAACAACAACAGCAACAGCAACAACAGCAGCAACAGAUGCAUACCUCUCCCACACAAAGUAAUCAACAAGGUGGACAGCAGCAGCAAACUGGUUAUGAGUAUAACGGCGGCCGGUCUACCGCCAAGGCAGAGGUAAAGCAGGAGCCGGAGGAACAAGCUGAAAUACUAGAUCUAGAUUCUCACAAGGUACAGACUCAUAGGUAUGAGGAGGAGCUUAUGAGGCUUCAUCAGCAAGAAAUGCAGAUGCAGCUUCAUCAACAGCAACACGUACUUCCACAUCAACAACAGCAGCAGCAGCAGCAGCAGCAACAACAACAGCAACAACCACAGCCACCAAGAGGGGGUCCUCAUUCGGUGAGUUCAAUGCUGGGGUGGCCAUCGUCUCAACCCCAUGAAUAUCAUCCUGGAUUGUCGCCCAUGGGACCCAUUGACAGUGUUUCGCCGGUACCCGAUCAGGGUCAAUUCAUGCGUGGUCAGCAUAUACCGGUGGAACCGCCGAGGCAUCCAGGCUCACCUAUAAUAACGAGCACUCAACCGAUGUCGACUCAUCAGAUGGCACCGGGUAUGUUACCGCAACCGCAGAAACAAUCGACCAUUGGUAAUCAAUCGUGGAAGAGUAAUGAAGCGCGUAGACCAAAGACGUACAAUUGUACAGCAUGCAACAAGUGGUUCACGAGUUCUGGACAUUUGAAAAGGCAUUAUAAUACAACGUUGCAUAAAAAUGCGGUUAAACAGAGUAACAUGCCUGAUCCGGCUAAUAUGCCUAUAAGUGCGCAUCAUCAUCCUACGAGAGAUCCUAAUUUGACGCAUAGUGGAAGAGGCGGGGGAGCAUCUAGAUCACCAGAGUUAUCAACUUCGGGGAGUCCCCCAAACUUGAUGGCAGGUCCCUCGGGCGAGGCGGCGAGGGGCCUGCUCAACACGCCAACCAACCUUUACACCACCAGCAAUUCCAGCAACGGCAGCAACAGCAACAGCAGCGACUCUUCGCCGGUGGUCAUAACGCAACAACAGCACCAACAACAGCAGCCACCGGCAUCGUCGGUUUCAACGGUCCACAUGGGCUCCACAAUGGUGGGACUCAAUUCACCCGUCCCAUCGCCAAUGGGCUCCCAUCCUCAGCACCAUCCGCACCAUCAUCAUCAACAAAUGGGUUCGCCGUCCCCCCAGUUGGUACAGCAUCCGUUGUCAAUAGGUUCACCGUCCCAACUGGUGGUCCACCACCCCAUGAGUUCUCCCAUGUCGCCCAUGCAACCGCCGCCACCACCUCAGCAUCUGACUUCACCUUCGUCAAUGGGCCCCCUCCACCACCACCACCAUCUGCACAACCAGCACCACGACAACCACCAUCAUCAGCAAUCCCCCCACCAUCAUCACACGAAUUCUUCGCUGCCCCUAAUGGCGGGUGUACCGUCAAUGAUUUCGCCACCGAUGGGGGGUACUUCGAUGCCUCAUCAGCCGUACCCAAACGCCUUGCCCCCCCACGUUACAAUUACUACCAGCAUCCCGGGCCUGCUGGAGUCUAUCACCAACCAGCUAACUACUAUUGGUAAUGAGAUUUCCCAGGAAUCGCAUCACCAACAAGAUCAGCAGUCGCAGCAACAAGAACAGCAGCAGAACCAGGACCUUAUAUUACCGGGUUUCGGGACCUUCAGCAACCAUCAGAGGCCAAUGCCGAAUUUCACACAAUUCGGUAUAUCCGGCUUCCUCGUAGGUCACAACCAACCGCAGGCAGUUAACGUGGGGGGGCUAAGCCCAGAGGGUAUAAUUCCUCAGGAAAGAUCGUCUUUCGUUGCGUCAAACGCGAAUUACGCUAAUUACAGAAAUUCACCACCAACGUACGAGUCUCUGACGAGUAUGGAAAUCGACGUAUCUCCUCAUCCAAUCAACGCCGAGAUGGAACAACAGCAUCUUCAUGUGGAUGAACACGAUCGAAGAAAUUUAAAUUCAAGAACGCAUAUUUCAAACGAACAACAACAACAACAACGCCAGAUCGAAACUAACAACAACGUACCACAGCGGCAAGGAAAAGAAGAAAUCAAUCCAAAUAUCGUUAAACGACAUCGACAAGCAACGAGUGAUAAAAAGAAAACGAACGGUGUUAUAACGAAGGAGCAUCAAGUCACGAGCACCAAUACCGGUUCUCAUUACAUAUCCCAGGAAGGCUUCCACAAGUGCAUCGAAUGCAACAAGCUAUUCAACAAAGCUUGCUACUUGACGCAACACAACAAGAGCUUCCACUCGGGUGACAAACCGUUCAAAUGCAAUCAAUGUGGUAAACGUUUCCCUCUGGAGUAUCUACACGCGGAACAUCUACAAAAGCACGCUGGUGAGAAACCGUACAAGUGCGAGAUAUGCCCCAAACAGUUUAACCACAAAACAGACCUCAGAAGGCACAUGUGCCUACACACUGGCGAAAAGCCGUACGCCUGUGAUAAUUGCGGCAAAGGUUUUAUCAGGAAAGAUCACAUGAUGAAACAUCUCGACAGACACAAGAAAAAACCUAUCAAUCAUCACAAUUUGCACCUUAGAGCGUAAUCGAAGAUUGGGCGAAUGGGUGAAAAAUUAAAAUUUUAAUUUCCGCUUUACUCCCUCCAAAAAAUAACGAUAAUUCAUUCCUGGUGUGAUCCAAUCGUAUUUUAUUUGAUUUUGUUUUUGUUUUUUUUUUUUUUUUAUUUUUUAAUUUCCAUCAAUGAACUUACACAGGACGAAGAGUCGGCUAGCUAUUUUACGUUCCAGAUGAAAAAUGUGUUUAUCGACUCCGAAAAUAUAUUUUCUCAGGGAGAAAGGAGCUCUAGCUCUUUCUUUCUCUCUUUCUUCGUUCCUUUGUCUCUUUGAAUUUCGUCUCGUUUAAUAAUUUUUACAAGUUAUGCUCAGGGCAUCUUUCAUCGAGAAUUCUCCACUUGCAUUUUGACCUCUGAUGCAAAAGUAUUUUUCUCAGAGGAAAAAAAGAGAGAAAGAGAGAAGGCGAAAGAGCUGUUGGUUUUAUUGCUCAACGAUAUUUAUUUGAUCACGGCUGGGGCUUUAUCUGGUUCCAGGAAAAAAUAAUUAGGCUUGGCGGGAGACCGGAGUUACGAGAUGUGUGACCUCUCUGUCUGAUUGAACAAUCUUUCCGAGGAUCAAAUCGUUAAGUUAUAGCAGAGACUAAACGUUCCUAUUUUUUUAAUCCAAACGACUCUAAUCGAAUAAAAUGCAAAUAAAAUAUCUUGAUAGUGAUACUAAAAAUCAUUCAAUUCUUCACAGUUUCCGUUAGCGAUUCUCACCGAUACGAAACUGGCCAUAAAAAAACGCGAUUUUCGAAGUUGAUCGGACAAAAUACGAGUGUGAAGCUCCACUUUGCAAAUCGCGUAUUCUUUGUUGAUCUUUUUCCUCCCUCUCUUCCUCUUCGCCAUUUUGUUGCUCCCGCCAUGAGCCAUUUAGUCGCGAAAAUUAAGGAUCGAGUCGUUAACGAGACGACGAAUUAUUGUAAUGAAAAUUGAAGCGAUGUUGAACCUUCGAAGCUUAUCAAUUGUACAAAAUACGUUAAAUGUAUAGCCAUAUUAUUAUUAUUAUUAUUAUUAUUAUUAUUAUUAUUAACAUUAUUUUAUUAUUAUCAUUACUAUUGUAUUAUUAUUGUAAUUAUUGAUUUAUGUGAUUGAUUUGAAAAUGAUUGCGAAACCUAACCACGAUACUCGUAUUUCAUAACGUAUGUCAUACUAACGUGUACAUUUGGAAGAAAAAAACAAGAAAAGAGAUCAAGAGAUGUGACGUUUCCUUGUGAGGAAAGAAAUGAUAUUGCAAAAAGGAAAUACGUGUGUAGAAAAUAAACAGCGUUAAUAAACACACACGCACACACAUACAGAUAUAUAUAUAUAUAAAUAUACAAUUGAGCGUUCAAGCGAUGAUAAUCGUAUCGAUUGAUUGUUUUCAAAUGAUCAUAAAACUGUAUCCAUUCCACGGUUAUUUUUAGCUCCCUUCCAUGUAACUUGAAAAUUGUUAAAUUCUUAAACAUGGUCAUUGAUAAAUUGGUAAGAAUUUCAAGAAACAAUCCAACCAAUUUAGUGAAAUCGAAAAAAAUCUGUCCAUCAUGCAUUAUCAUUCGUUGGAAUUUCGUACGUUGUUACAAUAGCGAUCCAGAACUCUCGAUCUCUUUUUAAAUCAAUUGUUCCUUCAUUUUUCGUCCAUUCCCGAGGUAACGAGACGUAGCCUGAGGUCUACGACGAGUGAAUUUCUCGAAGAAUGGAUCAUGUAUGACUACAUUAUAAAGUUUGAGUGAUAUUUGUACAGAAAUACGCCUUACACACAUACAGACACCGACACACAUAAACCGGAGCUCGAAAUGGAACAUGUUCAAUAAUCUCCGAGUGUUAUACGCACUUGUGGAUAAAUGUUGAUUUUGCCAUAGGGAAAUGCGAGCGAAAAUGUGCUUAUUUUUUUGUUGAUCGUUGAGUUAACGGACUGAUAAACUUGCGCAUUCAUUGUUUCUAUUCGAAGAUAAAUAGACGAAAACUGUGUUGUGUUUUAUCAGCAGAGCCUGAUAGCUCUGUUUUGUAUCGUUGUUGUUUGAAAAGAAAAGAAAGAAAAAAAACGAAAAUUAAUAAUAAUUGGUUGUACACCUUAAGGAAUCGUUUCCAUGGGUCACUGUUUCUUUUUAUUCCUUCAAUUCUUUAAAUAAACAUUUUUGUACCUUCGCAUUUGUUUUUUUCCAUUCAGCACGGCACACACGAAUACUAAUGUAUGCAUGUAUGUGUAAAUUCAUAAAAAUAUAUAUAUAGAUACAUAUCGUGUAUUUAUUUACAUACAUACACAUGAAAAAAUAUAUAAAUGUACAUGUAUACAUAUAUUACACCGCAACAUGGUCUCUGACAAUUUUUUGUACAUACAUUUUAGUUGUUAAUAAACCGAUAACUCAUUAUAGCCUCUUGCCAUUUAAAACUACGUAAAUAUCCCAGAACAGACUACCUCAGAGUUCAGGAAUUAUCGAUGAAAGCGAAAUGAAGUUGAUGAGAAGUGAAUGAUGAAGCCAAUGCAAUAAUAAUAUUGUUAAAGUACUGAGUUUAUUGUGCGGAUGACAAGCUCUAUUUCACUUUUUUUUUUGUUUUCAAAUUCUUUUUAUCUUCAAUCGUUUCAUUUAAACAAACUAUCCCCUUGCUUCCUCGAUUAGUUAUCUGUUUUUUUUUUUUUUUUUUUUUUUUUUCAACACUGACUACUAUAAAAUUGAUAAAAUAUACAGAUUCAGAAUUGUAUAAAUGAAAAAAAAGAAAAGAAAAAAUACGAAAACAUUCAUACAUAUAUCUAUAUAUACAUAUCGAAUCACAUCCCAGGGUAACGAAUGCUUCAUCGUUUUAGACUUACCGAAUUUGUAAUAACACGAUCGUCCGCCGAUAAACUCACACCGUGCGCGUAAUAGAGCGUUAAUGCGAAAUAAUGAGAGAUGAAAAAUCUAAUAUAAAUAGAUGAACGUACAUUAGAGACAUAUCAAACAGUAUUACUGUGCACUCAGUCUAUAGUGAAAGAGAAUGGUGAAAAUAACAAGAAAAAAACGAACGAUCGAUACAUAUUUUUACUUCCAUAUCAUAAUCAAACCGUAUGAGCAUUUUUUUUCUCAUUGAAAACGACGUCGUGUCAAAGGGCAUUUAACUGUGCGAUGCAAUCGUAAUUAGGAGAUAAAAGAAAAAUAAAGUCAGGAUUCAUGACUCGGGCAUUCCUUCGCUACGAAUGGAGAAGAAGAAAAAAUAAAACAAUUUAUAAUAAGACAAAUAUAUAGAGUAUGAAAGAGCACAGGCCCCGAAAGCGUUUUGGCCUGGCACAACAAAGACGCAUUUUCGUGUGCGCUCAGUGAUUUCGUUACGAUAUUUCGUACGUUAAUUAUCCAUCCACAUAUAUAUCAACGUAUAUGUAUGUGGUGUGUAUUCGAAUAUAUAUAAACCUUUGCGCAGUAACGAACUGUCAUUGGUUGUGCCAAACUGUAUGUUUCCUUUGAUUCUUUUUUUUUUUAAUCGACCUAUCUUUAUUCUUUCAUAUGGGCAUUCAUUAGAGGUAUUCUCAUUUACGGCUUUGACUAUUCUGAUCGAUGAUUUUCACUCAAAAGAUUAAUACUGCCUCGAUACCGAAUCCGUAUGAUAAAUGAAAUUUUUAUUCACUAGUGCCAUACAUGAAAUUAUGAAAAAAAAAAAAAAAAAAAAAAAAACACAUUGUACAUGCGAGAAUGCGAAAAAUUUGGUUUAUUACCACCUAGUAGAUUAUCCGCGCGCACAUUUAUUCGUUUUUUUAUUAUUUUCAACACAUUUAGCUACUAAUUUAAUACCAACACGUGGUUUCCGUUCCUGUAUUACGGCCGUUAUAUUACGACGAGAAAUGAGAAGUGAAGAUGAACUAUAACGAUGAUAAAAGUUCAAUCACACGAUCUGUAUUAUUUUAUAUGUGUUUAAUUAUGUUUUUAUAAAUAUAUUUUAUUUCAUGAACCUCACAAACGACAAGAUUCUUUUAUUUAUUGACUCACAGCUUCGCCACCUCAUCGUAUGAUUUCUACAUCUCUAUCAAUUAUUUUCAGAUUACCCAGUUAUCUCAGAGUCUUGACCGAUACUUGAUAUAUUUUCCGUGAGAUACUUACUCAUGUUUCCUGUUCGUAACAUGAAAGUAUUUCACAAAUAAAAUAUUAGUUGUUCAUAUGCAGCGUGCUCGAGCCCAAUAUUGUUUAAUUUUAUAAAUAAACUUACAAAAACAAAUGUUUUCUCAGUCGAUAUCGUUGAAUAUUCUGCUAUUCGAAAUAUAACUUUUAUUUGGUUAUGUUUUCCAUAAAAUAUUACCACUAGAUUGUUCGAUGAUGGGCAUUAAAUAUAUCGAUCGAAAGGGGAGGAAAGUCCUGGGCAAAUAUUUCAUUGCAGUGUACUACGAUUAAAGGAAAAAUUGUAUGCUGUAAAGUUGUGAUGCUCUCUCACUCCGUGGAGAUAAUUUUGGGCAUUCUCUAAUUUAGUGAAUUGUUAACUGCUCGAUGAGGGGAGAAUUAAAUCGAGCUUCGAAUCGACGAUAUUAACACAUAAAUUGCAAAGAAAAAUGAGAGAUGAUUUAUAAUUAAGAGUUCUCCCGAUCAUUGUGCUUUUUUCAUUGUGUCAAUUCGGCGAUGGAAACUUCCAACGCUCAUGAUUAUUAGUACCAUCGUCAUUCUCAUCAUCAUCGUCAUUAUUAUUAUUAUUAUUAUUAUUAUCACCUCAUCAUCAUCAUUACUAUUAGGUUUAGGCAACAUCUACCUGAUGACGAAGCAAUAUUGAGCGAUUGAUCUUUGCGAACUGAUGUGGAAUAUUGACAAAAUCCAUGUUUGUGAAGACAAAGACGAGGAAAUAAAUUCAUUAUGUUAGGUGUAAUUUCCUAGACUAUACUAAACGUCAUCUAGUUGAAUUUUCAUGUUUUUCUUACGAUAAUUUGUAAACAAAUUUUUGGUUUUUUCUUUCUAAUAUUACGGGGAAGAAAAUAUUUAUAUAUAAAGAGAUAAAAAGUAGGAUAAUGAGGAAGUGCGAGAAGAAAAAGAAUCAACGAGUAAGCGUGGUGGAUAACUGCAGUACGUUUUUGUGUAUUUCAAUUACGAUAAACGUCUAUUAAUCUCUGAAAUUUUUCAAAAUUCUCAUUAGCUAUGCUCAGGACUUGUCCGAGGAUAAAAGUCUCGCUAAAACCGAAUUUUUUCACUGUGAAUUCUCGAGAGUCUACGAUGAGGCGUAGAGUGUUGAUAAUCGUUCGAGAGAAGCAUGCGCAUGUGUUUCGAAUUUUCCAAUAUUUUCAAUCGACGGUUCGACAAAUUCUCUUGUGAAUCCACUUGAAUUAGGUAGGGAUAAAUUCGAUUUAAACUGACCGAGGUCAAAGUUUACCAUUAUAUUUCACGAUGAAAAAAAAGUAUUGAAUGACUCAAACAGCGCGUGAAUAAGUUAUGACUUAGACUAGGAAAAUUAGAAGUCAGAGACAGCGUAAAGAAAGAAACGAAUAUAUUUGUUAGACAUUCGGAAAAUUCACGUUUGGUGUAUAAAUGCCGAAAUAACAGUUGCGCAAAUAGAACACCGAAUCUAAUCAAAUUCCGGCGUAGAGGUUGUCGAAGCACACUGGACUGUACGCGGUAUAUGGUUAUUAUUACAAUUCAACGACAAAAAAACAAGCGAGUGAAAAACUUGACGACGCGAAAAAAAUAAAUUUUUUUAAAAAACAUCAUUUUCGUUCCAUCCUUAGAUUUUAUACAUAGAUAUACAUUAAUGUACACGUGAAAUAUGACCACGACGAUGAGACAAAAGAGCGAAGGAGAUACCGAAAAAGCUCACUGCCACCACGAGACGAGAAAACGAUUCAAACGGAAUAUUAAAUAAUAUUUAUAAUAAAAUAAUAAUAAUAAUAACAAUAACAAUAACAAUAAUAAUAACGAUAGUGAAUAAGGAAUAAUUUUAAAAAAGGAAGAAUAAAAGAUCAAUAAUAUGAAAUAAUACAUUUGUGAACUAUGUAUUUUGACGAUGCCAUACACAAGUACCUCAUGAUGCAAAACACAUGUACAAAUGUUCAUACGAUUUCAGAAUGAUAGCUAAUUAAUAAAUAAUAAAUAUCCGAAAAAAUAA
Molecule: messenger RNA, 11135 nt
Organism: Venturia canescens
Lineage: Eukaryota; Metazoa; Arthropoda; Insecta; Hymenoptera; Ichneumonidae
Gene: zld
Product: zelda
Exons: 1
Coding region: 1765-5103 (1112 amino acids)
Biological process (GO): regulation of transcription by RNA polymerase II
Molecular function (GO): DNA-binding transcription factor activity, RNA polymerase II-specific; RNA polymerase II cis-regulatory region sequence-specific DNA binding
Source: RefSeq, a predicted model, not a curated record